Brassicogethes aeneus is the source of this 2196-nucleotide messenger RNA. The record is from the annotation of a GenBank genome assembly. Lineage: Eukaryota; Metazoa; Arthropoda; Insecta; Coleoptera; Nitidulidae.
CGCUGACAAAAUAUCAUGACAAAUUCGUACAAUGUUUUAUGAUCUGUGGUUUUCUACAGUAAAGAAGAUGUUUCAGCUGUUACAGUAUUAAUUUUCCAAAACAAUAAUAGGAUUUAUUGGUGUUUAGUUUCAUUUAUACGCCUCUCUAGUCAACAAUUAGAUAUCAAGCAACGAAAACGUUCGAGUCAAUUUAUUUUACUGUACACAUUAGAAAGAUUAGUUCUGCAAUUACUACCAAACAGGCGGUUUUUUCAACAAUCAACAUAAAUGUUUGUAAAUGAUUUUUAACGUUGUUUACUACAUUGCCACAAAUCCAAGGUAAAAACAUCCUCUGACACAUUAUGCUUAAAACUGCCCAGAUCAACCAAGCAACAAAUUCGCCACCUACGCUCGAUUCCCAUUGAUGUCCCUCCGUUACUACCGCAUCAAACUAACAAAAUUCCGCGAACGUUUCCAAAGGUAUCGCGAUAAAAUGAUGGACUCGAGCAGCAGCCACCUGAUCAGCGACGAAUACACCGAAGUCUACCGACGACUGCCGUUCGCGCUGCAGCUCAGCUACGGCGUGGGCCACGUGCUGAACGACGUGUGCGCGUCCAUGUGGUUCACCUACUUGAUAGUGUUCUUCAGGUACGUGCUGAACUUUUCCAACUGGCAAACGGGGUUCCUUCUGUUGGUCGGGCAGGUGGCGGACGCCUUGGCCACCCCGUUCGUGGGCUUCCACUCCGACCAAUCGGACACCUUCUGGUUGUGCCGCUACGGCAGGCGAAAAAUUUGGCACUUACUCGGCACUUUCUGCGUCCUCGGCGCUUUCCCCUUCAUUUUCUCGCCUUGCCUCGGAUGCACGGAGCUUAGAGGUUGGCCGGAGAUGUUCUACUACUCGAUUUUCAUAGUGGUGUUUCAAUUUGGAUGGGCCUCGGUGCAAAUCUCCCACCUGUCAUUAAUUCCAGAGUUAACCCCCAACGAACACGACCGCACGAAACUAACUGCUAUAAGAUACUGCUUUACUGUGGUAUCAAACGUCUUGGUGUACGUAAUAACCUGGUUGGUUCUGCAUUUGGAUGAUGGAGAGAGUUCCAAAAUCGGCCCCAAAGAUGGCCCCAAGUUCCAACAAAUUAUCUGGUCUGUGUUGUCAAUAGGCUCUGUUUGCUCAAUUAUUUUCCACCUAAUGGUAAAAGAAGGUGAUAGUACUAGUAGUAACAACGUCAGAGGCGGUCAGCUACGUACAAGCGUUUGGGAGCUACUAACCACCUUGGAAGUAUACCAAGUCGCGUUAAUUUACAUGUCGUCGCGACUAUUUGUAAAUUUAACCCAAAUCUUCAUACCUCUAUACCUACACGAGACCCUGGACAUGGUGGCAAGUUCCCUCGCUGUGAUACCCUUAACUAUGUUCUUGGGUAGCUUCUUGACGUCAUUGGCGAUCGAACGAGUCAAUAGAUCCCUCGGAAGAAAAAUCACGUACGUGAUUGGCAUGGUGUUAGGCGUGUCGGCCUGCAUUUGGAUUAAAUUCGGGCAAGAUUCCCUCUAUACAAACGUCUUCAUCUACAUCGUCGCCAUUUUGGUAGGUGCUGGUGGUUCUAUAGUACUCGUAACCAGUUUGGGCAUCACCACCGACCUCAUUGGCGAUAGAACGGACAAUGGUGCUUUCGUCUAUGGUAUUAUGAGUUUCACCGAUAAAAUGGCGAAUGGAAUUGCCGUCGUGAUCAUUCAGGAUCUGCACCCGACUGCUACGACUUACUACAGAGAUAUUUUGGCGUACGUCUGUGGAGGUGCUAUUAUAGUUGGGGCUUUGGCUGUGAUUUUCUCUUGUCGCGGAUCGAGCACAAGGGAUGAAUAUGAGAGGAUUCCCGAACAUCAAUCGAUAAACUAGAUUUUAUUUAAAGUCAGUUUUUUACUUAAUUACAGGGUUAAACAUUUUAUCGUUUUUUGAUAUUUUAUUAUUGUUAACGUAAAUUAAAUAAUACUCCAAAGUUGGACAAUUAUUAAUCCCAUAUUUUAUUUUUUGACACUCAUCAUUAACGAUGACAAUUGUUAUUAUUUAAUUAGGCAAUUAUACAAUAACUUAAUAAUAAUAUUUAUUUUUAUAUACACUUCAAAUAAAAAGUAAAAAAUAACAGGCAUUUUAACUUUAUCUAGCAUUUGAUUCCAACAAGCUAUCUGUGUUAUAGGCUCUAAUUAAUAGUGGUAUUUUAAUUUAAA